Carassius auratus (goldfish) is the source of this 5179-nucleotide messenger RNA. RefSeq names its product mitochondrial rRNA methyltransferase 2 (gene mrm2). Gene Ontology annotation, cellular component: mitochondrion. The transcript has 3 exons. Gene Ontology annotation, biological process: RNA methylation. NCBI's taxonomy places the organism in Eukaryota, Metazoa, Chordata, Actinopteri, Cypriniformes, Cyprinidae. Gene Ontology annotation, molecular function: rRNA (uridine-2'-O-ribose)-methyltransferase activity. Bases 89 to 814 code for a protein of 241 amino acids. The record is from RefSeq and is a predicted model, not a curated record.
UUGAUUCAUAAUUCGGAGUGUACGUCUGUCAAAUAUUCUCGACGGAUACUGAAAGCAAUCAUUUAAUAAAAAUAUCACUUGCUUGUAAAUGAUGUGGAAAUGUAUCCAAAGAUCGUGCAUUCACGUGUCAGCGGUCUCCCUAAAGAAGACGCCUCUGCACAUGAAGGGGAAGAGUGCUGCCGAUCAGAGAUGGCUGGUCCGGCAGAUCAAUGACCCUUUCGUUAAAGCUGCUCACGCGCAGAAUUACCGCUGUAGAAGUGCUUUUAAACUGAUCGAGAUAGAUGACAAAUACAGACUUCUCAAACCUGGUUUGAGUGUCAUAGAUUGUGGUGCUGCUCCUGGUGCAUGGAGUCAAGUUGCAGUCCAGAGAGUCAACUCAACAGGAGAAAGUGCGGAUCUUCCUAAAGGAAGUGUAAUAGGAAUAGACAUACUACGCAUCGCCCCUUUGGAUGGAGCUCAGUUGCUGUCCAAUCAUGACAUCACUGAGGCCUCAACUCACAUGGCGCUGGAGAGGCUCCUCCCUGAAGCUCGAGCAGAUGUCAUCCUCAGUGACAUGGCCCCCAAUGCCAGCGGGCUCAGGGAACUGGAUCAUGAAAGAUUGGUCACCAUGUGUCUAUCAGUGUUGGACUUAGCUGACAAGGUUUUGCGCCCCGGAGGCUCUUUGAUUUGCAAAUACUGGGAUGGAGCUUUGGCCCAUAAGCUCCAGCAGAGGCUUUCCUCAAUGUUUCAAGAUGUAAGAACUGUGAAACCAAGAGCAAGCAGGAAGGAGUCGGCAGAGCUUUUCUUUCUGGCGAGGAUGUUCAAAAUGAGAUAGGAUGAGGUCUUUUUCAUGAAAAGGAUUUUUUUUACAUAUAUAUUAUAUUUUACAUAUAGAAAAUAGAAAAUAAAAUUGUUUUGUUCUUAUUAUGUAUUAAAAAUAAAUAAUAAUAAAAAACCUGUUUGCAGCUAGAUUCAGAAACUCAAUACAGACCUUGGAUAUAAAUGCUAAAGCAGAAUAAUUUUGAUUCAGGUGUUAAAUAUAUCAUUGUUGAGUCUGAUUUGCAUAUUAUUUUCAGUCUAUCAGGACGGCCUAGCAGUGUUUAUUUUUAUUUCAAAUCAUUUUACAAAGACAUGAUGGGCAUGCAUCUAAAAAUUUUUUUUAGUAAUUUACAUAAUUAUACUUUUUUUUGUUUCCUUCUGUUAAUAAUUAAAUCCCUACAAAUGCACAGAGUAUAAUAAGUAAAGGAGAAAUAUGAUUUUAUCGAUUAGAUCAGUGGCUCACAAAUAUUGGUCUAUGAAGAAUUCCAAGUGAGGUUUUUGGGCUAAUCAAAAAAUAAGAAGCUAAAUAAAUUAUAAAAUACAAUAAUUAUAAUUAAUAUAAAAGCGCCAACUCAUAAUAAUGGACUAAAAGAUUGUAACAAUAAUAAUUUAAGUUUGUGUCCUCUCACUUCGAUAGACCUUAGUCAGGGUAGCGGCUUAUUUUUUUUUCUUUAAAGAAUGUAAAUAUUUAACAUCCUAAUAUUUUAUAAAUAUGGCCGGCCAUCCAUCCAUCCCACCUGUUGCAAAAAGUCAGUGACAUAACAUUUUUUUUUUGGCGUAAACUCUAUAAAAUAGUUCAAUCUAAGAGUAUUGUUUAGUGUAAAUCAUGUUGUAAAUUAGCCGAUAGGCUGUUGAUUCAUUACGUUAAGCUGUCUCCUAUAAAAAGCUGUUUGGGUUCAGGUGUGUUAAAUCAGGGUUGGAAUUAAACUCUGCAGGACACCAUCCCUCCAGGAACGGCAUGCACAAAAAAAAAUACAAUGGAAGUCAAUAGGAGUUCUAUGACCACCAACAUUCUACAAAAUAUGUUCUUCUGUGUUGAGCAGGAAGAAAAAAAAAAAGAUAUGCAUACAGGUUGGGAAUGACCUGAGGGUAAAUGAUUUUCAUUUUUGUGUGGACUAACGUUUUAAGAAACAAGCUCAUUUUAAAGCUUAAUUUGUAUUAUUUUAAAAUAAUUUCAGUCAUUAAGGCAGCUAAUGGGCCUCGGCGCUCUGCUUCACUAUCCUAAUGAGUUUGGGAUGUUGGGUUUUUUGUUUUUACUCGAAGAGUUCCACCACCUAAAAAAGUGCAGGAAACACUGGAUUGGGAGACAUCCAGCUCGUCAGAAGAUGGUGCUCUUGAGUUGCCAGCGUGAAAGCAGAAGACUAGUACUUGGACUUGGAUUCUCACUCACACACCCCAGCAGUGUGAAGAGACAGCGUGGACCGGCUGUUACUUGGAACAUUUCUUUCCAGUCCAUUUGAGAGUCGAGUGCUAAGGAGUUAAAAAUCCAGCAUUGUCAUGUGCAUUUUAGUAAACCCUCGAAGUGUGGCUUAUUUGACAACACUAGCCGGAAAGCUAAAUUGUUUGCACAAUACCGAAAAUCUGUUUUUCUAGCUGAUAAAAUCAUUCUCUCAUUACAAGCUGAGGAGCUGUAGAGAGGAUGGAUAAGUGUCUUAUAGACGGUAAGACUAAUGAGAAUCCUUUGUCCCUGUAGCAAAGCAGUCUAGCAGAUAUUAGCCUGACACAUUAUUAUUAUCUCAGACACUCACUUUCUACAGUCCAGCUGUGAAUGACAUCCAGCUUGAGCUGCAUGGAGAGUUUAGACCUAACCCUCAUAUGCGGAAUAGAAACAUUAAAGGUAAUAAAAUAGAGUUUAAUGAUUCAUAGAGGUUAGAUCAGAGUAUAUUCAUCACUAAAGUGAGAAUAUUAUGGUUAUACACAGCUUGCCAAUAAUGAGGAGAACUCAAACUUUAAGUAGCUCAAACUGUACUAGGCUGCUUUGAAAGCACUAGAAAAAGAAUGUCAGGUUCGACUCUUUAUUGCUCUAAUCUCAAGCUCAGGGAAUCUUCAACUGAGAGACAUACCUAAAUUAAUUCUGCCUGCAGAUCUGACGCUUUCAUAUUCGACUGAGCUACAGUAUGGAAAUUCUUGCAACCUCACUUUUUAAUCUGAGCUCCUGUGUCAGCAACAUGUUUAAUGUGCGCCGCUUCGGUCAAUUUGAAUGCUGUGGUUUUUGAACACACUGACGUAUAUCAAAGGCGUAGGCUUGAGGGACAAUCCACUCCUGCGUCUGUGACAUGUCAAGAGAGCCUGGAGAAUUCAUUAUGGAAGAUUAAGGAAUUUAUUUGAGAGCUUAAUUUUAUAUGCCUUUUAACGGUUAUAAAAGUGGAGACUAGUGUCUGCAGGGGUUCAGCCACACUGAGUGAAAUGGAAAUACAAGUGAUCAAGCUACAUUUAUAAUAUCUUUUUUGGCCCCCAAAGUUAUCGGCUUGAUUUGAGAAGUUUUUCCCUCUCUUUUAUUCUUUCUUUAAGGUGCGUUGCUGUUAACCCACAUCCUUCUGGUUACCUGGAAUCUCAAUUUUCUUUAAGGUCAGAGAUCAGGCACUCCAGUUCAGUUUAAUAAUGUGCCGUCUAACAUUUUGACAGACUUCAAUUUAGAGUUGGAUAGCAAAAAACUUUUUAAGCUUUUAAGUUUGUGCACCAUUAAGAAUUCAUUGAACAUGCAUUUUACAUUUGUGCAUUUCCAUUUGAGUUUGUAUUUACGUAGCAUUUUGUAAUUCAAAUUUAAGGAUGUAGAAUUAAGUUGUAAAUAAAUCAAAUUCAAAGCAAUUCAUGUAACUUUUGUUAAAUAUGAAUUGCCCGUUAACAUAUUAUUAAAUGCACAGCAUUAGUAAUACUUCCAGGAACAGAAAUUUCCAUUUAUAUUUCAUUAUAUUUAAUAAAUGAUUUUCUAUUUCAUGGAGCAUGGUAGAAGAACACUUAAUUUCCAAUCAUUUCAGCAAUGCCCAUUUAAGCCUCGGGAGUUUGAAUUGAAUUGAAGAGGCUACUACACAUAAUACACUGAAGAAUAUAAAGGAACCUGAAAUGUUUUGGCUGGACAAAUGCUGUUCACAGUCUUGUUACUCUCUGUAGGGAUGUGGAUUAAAAAUAUUAACAUAAAUACAUUUAUACACAACUGUUUAAAAGUUUGGGGUUGAUAUCAAUGUUUCAGGUCUCUUAUGAUUGCCAAAGUUGAAUCAACUGGAAUAUUGCCAAACAUAAUUAUACAAUAAACUUGAUCUUUCAGAAAGUAUUCUAAUAUGCUGUUUUUGUGCUCAGUUAGGGAACUUGUAUUAUUAUGAAAACAGUUGUGCUGCUUAAUACUUUUGUGGAAACAGCAUUUAUGUAUUUAUUGAAACAUUGAAAAUCCUUUCUUAAAAAGUAUUAAUUUCUUUCUAAAAACUAUAAACUAUAGAAUAUUAUGGGUUUGCAAAUUUGUUGAUAAUUUAUCUUAUUCCGUUUUGCUAAAUUAAAUUCCAGAGCAGAUAUUAUAUUUAUGAUUGCUUAACAGUACAAAAAACUUGAAAUAUUAAUUACAAAAAUGAAUAGACUUUUGAUAGAAUGCUUAUUAGUCCAGUAUUUCUUCAGCCAAUUUUACAUUAUCCUGCAAAAGAUGAAUUUUUCAAUACUCUUUAAAAUUUUAAGCCUAUAUGCUAUUACUACAUUUACUACCAUUUAGCCUGUUCAUAACUCUCCUAAACAGGAUGCUAAUGAUCAUUAAUUGAAUACAAAUUAAAGAGUUAUUGGCACACUUCACAUCAAUUUCCAGCUCAAGGCUCAUGCUGGCCAAAAGGUAACACAGAAGGAUAUGGUGAGAGGACAGAGGGUUCAGCUCAACGUCAACAGAUACUGUUACUUCAGUAUAAAAAAUAAAAAAAAUUUGGAAGAGAGGAAAGGGGAAUGCCAUUGGUCAGUCAAUGUCAACAAAGACAAGGAUCAUCGUCUGUGAUGUGCAAACCUUUUGACAAAGUAAUUCUUCUUCAAGCAAUAGCAGAGGCCUGAUACUGUAUACGGGUGUCAAGAUUCAACAUUCACAUAAUUUUUUCUUAGAUGCAUCUGAAAAACGUGUGAUGUGGAGAUUUAAUAAAUAUAUGUAUAUUCAGUGGCAGGAACGUGUUUAUGGGCUUUUUGAAGUUGACUUAUGUAUAUUUGCUUGUUUGCAGUAUGCAACACAGAUUCCCAUGACAUCCUUUACUCUUAAAAUAAAGCUUCUUUAUUUGCGUCUUUGGUUUCAAGAAGAAUAUUUAACAUUCAUAGAACCUUUCCGUUGCACAAAAUGAUCUUUAGUGGAAAAGGGUUCUUUACAGCUUCUUCACACUAAGAAAGAAAUGGUAGUUUUUUUUAAGAAUUGUUCACUGUAAUG